AUGCCUGGUAUCGUCUCGGCGACCGGCGUUCUCGCCUUCCUCACCGACGAGGAGCCUGAACUGAAGGUCUUUGCUUUGCAGACCCUCAACGACGACAUAGAUACUGUCUGGACCGAAGUUGCUGCUGUGCUGACCCAAAUUGAAGCGCUCUACGAAGAUGAAUCCUUCCCCGAACGCCAGCUUGCCGCUCUUGUUCUCGCAAAGGUCUACUACCACCUUCAGGCCUACAACGACAGUAUGGUGUUUGCACUCGCCGCCGGUGAUCUAUUCAAGCUCGAUUCCCCCGGAGAGUUUGAGGAGACCAUCAUCUCCAAAUGCGUGGAUCAAUACAUCGCCGUCACCGCUGCAAAGAAGGCGGCCCCUCCGGCUUCCGAGAAUGACGAUCUCCCGGAGCUAGCUACCACUUUCGCUAGUGGUGCUGAGGGAGCUGUCAUGUCUCCUACCACUCCCUUUUCGCGAACGACUUUGCCUCCCAAAUCUUUGCUCUCUCGUGAUUCAAUCGACAACACUAUUCUUGAGGCUACCUUCCAGCCUUCGUUUAAACAGUUUCGGUCUGGCUCCAUUGCUGAGCUUCCUGAACAGGCCACCGACUCUUUGCAGAGGGUCAUUGACAGACUCUUCGAGAGCUGCUUAGAGAAAGGUCAGUACCGACAGGUAGUCGGUAUUGCCGUCGAGGCAAAGAAUCUGGAUGUCCUUCGAAGCGUCAUUAAGCGAGCGAGCGAUGAUGAAAAAAAGGCCUUAUCAAACCCCCUCGAAAGCUCCCCCGGCCCGGCCGAGGACUUGAUUGAAUACACGCUAGGUAUCUGCAUGGAUAUUGUUCAGGAGAGAGGUUUCCGAACCGAGAUCCUGAAACUCAUCCUUGGGCUCCUGAGUCAAAUUCCCAACCCUGACUACUUUGCCAUUGCCAAGUGUGUAGUCUAUCUCAACCUUCACGAAAAUGCCUUUCUCAUGCUUCAAGAGCUCGUUACAAAGGCUGACCGAUCUUCCAUCGCCAUUGCCUACCAAAUCGCUUUCGACCUUUACGACAACGGUACACAAGAGUUCCUGGCCAAGGUUUUGGAUUCACUACCUGCCAGCGAGCCUGCCAAGAGCGCGCUCGACGAAAAUGGUGAACAGGCCAACGAGAGCGAGUCCCUCCUUCAGAACCAGCAAGAUUCUCCUAAGGAUGAUCUUCCCGAGCCUCUACUCAAGGCCUACAGAAAUAUUCGAGCUAUCCUUGACGGUAGUAAGACCAUUCGUUUGAACCUCGAGUUUCUCUACCGCAACAACCGAACCGACUUGAGUAUUCUCAACAAGGUCCGCGACAGUCUGGAAGGUCGAAAUUCGAUUUUCCAUACUGCUGUCACAUUCUGCAACGCUUUCAUGAACCAGGGAACCACAAACGAUAAAUUCUUCCGCGAUAAUCUGGAAUGGUUAGGCAAGGCAGUCAAUUGGUCCAAGUUUACCGCUACUGCCGCGCUUGGUGUCAUUCACCGUGGAAACCUUUCACAGUCCAGAAAGCUUCUUGAGCCUUAUCUCCCUAGGCAAGGUGGCCUUAGCAGUGGCUCUAUCUUCAGCCAGGGCGGUGCCCUCUACGCCUAUGGACUAAUUCAUGCCAAUCAUGGAGCAGAGGCGUUGGACUACCUGAAGGAGCAGUUCAGUCAAGCUGAGGAGGAAGUUGUUCAACAUGGUGGCGCUCUUGGCCUCGGUAUCGCAGGAAUGGCCACUGGCGAUUCCAGUAUCUAUGAAAAGCUCCGGGAGGUUCUCUUCCAGGAUUCUGCCCUCAAUGGCGAAGCUGUCGGCUUAGCCAUGGGUCUCGUCAUGCUUGGUACGGGCAAUGCUAGGGCCCUGGAGGACAUGAUUACAUAUGCACACGAGACUACCCAUGAGAAGAUCCUCCGUGGUCUUUCGAUUGGUAUGGCUCUCAUCAUGUUUGGUCGCCAAGAAGGAGCCGAUGUCUUGAUUGAGGGUCUCCUCAACGACCCUGACCCUACUCUCCGAUACGGUGGUAUCAUGACUGUUGCUCUUGCCUACUGUGGUACUGGCAGCAACAAGGCCAUCCGAAAGCUCCUUCACACUGCAGUCAGCGACGUCAACGACGAUGUUCGUCGUAUUGCCGUGAUGAGUCUGGGUUUCAUCCUUUUCCGUAAGCCUGGUAGUGUACCUCGAAUGGUCGAGCUUCUAUCUGAGUCUUACAACCCUCAUGUUCGAUAUGGUUCCGCCAUGGCCCUCGGUAUCUCGUGUGCCGGCACUGGCCUUGAUGAGGCCAUCGAUCUGCUCGAGCCUAUGAUGAAGGACCCUACAGACUUUGUACGACAGGGUGCUUUGAUCUCCCUUGCUAUGAUCCUCGUUCAGCAAAAUGAGGUCAUGAACCCUAAGGUCGCAUCAAUCCGCAAGACUCUUAAGAAGGUGGUCGGUGACCGUCACGAAGAUGCCAUGACUAAGUUUGGUGCUGCCCUAGCGCUAGGUAUCAUUGAUGCUGGUGGUCGCAACUGCACCAUUGGUCUUCAGACCCAAACCGGUAACCUCAACAUGGCUGGUAUCGUUGGUAUGGCUGUCUUUACUCAAUAUUGGUACUGGUUCCCUUUCACCCACUUCCUGUCGCUGAGCUUCUCUCCCACCUCCAUUAUCGGACUAGACCACGACCUUGAGAUUCCUGAUAUCAAGUUCCACUCUGCCACCCGGCCAAGUCUCUUUGACUAUCCUCCUGAGCAAGAAGUCAAGACUGAGGAGGGACCCGCGCUGAUCGCUACCGCCAUCUUGUCGACCACAGCGCAGGCAAAGCGACGAGCUCAGAAGAAGGAGCGCGCUCAACGACGAGAGAGCAUGGAUAUCGACAGUGCCCCCAUCAAGCCCAGUGGUGACAAAAUGGAAGUCGAUGAGGACAAGAAGGCCGAUGAAACCAAUGACAAGAAGGAGGAGCAAGAGAAGGACGCCGCUACUUCUAUGGAGACGAAGAAGAAGCCCGAGAAGGAGAGGGUUGGCUAUGAGAUUGAGAACAUGACCCGAGUGCUCCCCGGCCAACUCAAGUACAUCAGCUUCUCCGCUGACCGCUACAGGCCUCCUACUGGCGGUCCCCUGCUACUUAUUGAUAACGACCCUGAGUCGCCAAAGGCGUUGUUGGAGGAAAAACUGAAGAAGGUUACAACAGAGCGAGCUCCUGUCGCGGGUCAGCAAACCGCUAGAGGUGGACGAUCCGGCGGCCAAGGACGUUCUCUACUUGAAGGUAUCGCCGAAUCCCAGCGGGGAGGAGCCAACAGUGCUAUGCUCGGACAGCUGUUGCGCAACUCAGGCCGGUCGCCGUUCGGUCUUCUUGAUGCCGACCCCCAAACUCCUGGUGGUAACGCAUCGGGUGCUGCAGCCGCUGCCGGUGUUUUGACUGCUGUUGACGAGGACUCUGACGACGAAGAGGCCAAGACACCUGGCGAGUUCGAGUACUUCACAGAUGCUGAGGAUGACGAAGACGAAGACGACGACGAGUAG
Molecule: messenger RNA, 3462 nt
Organism: Fusarium venenatum
Lineage: Eukaryota; Fungi; Ascomycota; Sordariomycetes; Hypocreales; Nectriaceae
Source: RefSeq, a predicted model, not a curated record